CAAAGUGACAGUUUGACAGUUUUUCGAGCGCCUUCUGGCAGUUUCCUCGUAUUCCCGUCACUUGUAUACGUGCCGGGGGAAGUCCACCUCCCGUUUACCGUUGCAUCAGAGGGGGAAAGUUCUCCAAUUUUCGCUAGGCCGAAAUGGAUAGAACAGUUUGACCGAAAAUGACGCCCCGUUGGGAAGGUGGCCAUGGAAAUGUGGAGAGGACUCAGCGACGUAGCUAGAUGUGACGUCUGAAGAGCAACGGCGAACCGUAGGCCAACGGCUAUAAAAGCCGGGGCCACCCAACGUCCUCUCCCUCCCACCAAUUCAGCACUCCAGACCAAAAACGCAAAUCUCAAAGCUCUCAAAACAGCUUCCCAACGCUCUUAGCCACACCCACACUCAACUCGCCAAACCAAACCACAAACAUGGGCGACCUCGACCGCACCCUCAACCGCGUCCUCAACGACUUCUUCGGCGACUUCCCCGUCUACGUCGCAAACGCUCCCGGAGCUCCAGCCGGCCGCCACCGCGGAGGUCGCGGCGGCGGUCGCGGCACCGGCAAGAGGACUGAAGCUGGGCCUACCGUGGAAUGGGUCCCGCAUGUCGAUGUCCUUGAUGCGGGGGACAGCUACAUGAUCUGUGCUGAUCUUCCGGGGGUUACAAAGGAGAAUGUUAAGAUUGAUCUCACUGAAGACUCUACGAUGACAAUCAGCGGCGAGCGCCCCCAACCCGAGACGUACGAGAAAGCCCAGCCGCUCUCGUGGCUCGAGAUGAACUACGGCAAGUUCGAGCGCCACGUACCCCUCCCCAUGGGCAAAUUCGACUCCAACAAGGUCGAGGCCAAGAUGGAGAACGGUGUGCUUCACAUCAAGAUCGGGAAGGCUGAGCAGGCCCAACCCAAGUCGAUUCAGAUUGCUUGAGCCAAUGUAGGAAAGCGCUCUCUCUGUAUCUGUUUGUAUAUACCAUCCUCAGUCGGUCGACCCCGAGUAGGCAUACCCUUAAUCAGCUAGUCUUCCAAUUUUGCAUCAUGUCGAGAGCCUUUUUCUGUUUCUUGAAUGAGAGAUUU
Molecule: messenger RNA, 1054 nt
Organism: Fimicolochytrium jonesii
Lineage: Eukaryota; Fungi; Chytridiomycota; Chytridiomycetes; Spizellomycetales; Powellomycetaceae
Product: HSP20-like chaperone
Exons: 2
Coding region: 414-908 (164 amino acids)
Biological process (GO): response to salt stress; protein complex oligomerization; protein folding
Source: RefSeq, a predicted model, not a curated record